Messenger RNA from Astyanax mexicanus (Mexican tetra), 1580 nucleotides. It is a transcript of the gene morf4l1, whose product is annotated as mortality factor 4 like 1. Lineage: Eukaryota; Metazoa; Chordata; Actinopteri; Characiformes; Acestrorhamphidae. The coding region runs from base 146 to 1117 and encodes 323 amino acids. The record is from RefSeq and is a predicted model, not a curated record. Gene Ontology annotation, biological process: regulation of DNA-templated transcription; chromatin organization. The transcript is spliced from 12 exons. Gene Ontology annotation, cellular component: NuA4 histone acetyltransferase complex; nucleus.
GUUCCUGUUAGGUCACAUGUCCAGGGCGCCAAAAUAACGCGUCAACAGAGAGCCGUAGUGCGGCGCCUUCACCGUGUCUGAAUGAACCCGGAGCUGGCGAUGCCUGGAUUUGAUUUUCCAGAUAUUUUUAUUGUUUAAUCUGUGAAUGGCGCCUAAACAGGACCCUAAACCUAAAUUUCAAGAAGGUGAACGAGUGCUGUGUUUUCAUGGGCCAUUGCUAUACGAAGCUAAGUGUGUAAAAAUCAAUAUUAAGGACAAACAAGUGAAAUACUUCAUUCAUUAUAGUGGAUGGAAUAAGAACUGGGACGAAUGGGUUCCUGAAAGCCGUGUGCUCAAAUAUGUGGACAGUAAUCUGCAGAAACAGAAAGAGCUUCAGAAGGCAAAUCAAGACCAUUAUGUUGAGGGAAGGAUGAGGGGAGUCGCACCAAGCAAGAAGAUAGCUGCUGUGCAGCAAAAAAAUGUUGAUGUGAAAACUAAGAAGAACAAACAAAAGACACCAGGACCUGGAGAAGGGACCAGCACAGGGGAAAUGCCUCAUCCACCGCGCAAGAAGAGGGCACGUGUCGACCCAACUGUAGAGAGUGAAGAGACCUUUAUUAAUCGUGUGGAAGUAAAGGUAAAGAUACCUGAGGAGUUAAAACCAUGGCUUGUAGAUGACUGGGACCUGAUCACCAGACAGAAGCAGCUUUUUCACCUACCUGCAAAAAAGAAUGUAGAUGCAGUCCUGGAGGAUUAUGCAAAUUACAAGAAAUCAAGAGGAACCUCUGAUAACAAAGAAUACGCUGUAAAUGAAGUGGUUGCUGGCAUCCGCGAGUACUUCAACGUUAUGCUGGGCACACAGCUCCUCUACAAGUUUGAGAGGCCACAGUAUGCCGAAAUCCUGGCAAACCAUCCAGACACGUCAAUGUCUCAGAUCUAUGGAGCCCCACACCUUCUGAGGCUUUUUGUGAGAAUUGGAGCCAUGCUGGCGUACACACCGCUGGAUGAGAAGAGUCUUGCGCUGCUUCUAAGCUACCUACAAGAUUUCUUGAAGUAUUUAGUGAAGAAUUCAUCGUCUUUGUUCAACGCCAGUGACUACGAGGUUGCCCCACCAGAGUACCACCGCAAGGCAGUGUGAACACGAUGCCUGUGAGGACCUGUAUUGCUGCAUUUCCGUUGUUCAGUAUUUUUAAUUUUGGUUCUUUUAAAAGAAAAUAACAAAAACAUGAUGACUUGCCUCCGGAUGUUUUGACUAACUAAAAGGUGAAUUAAGACUUUAUGUAACAGUGCAUUCUGUUGGACUGGUACGGUCAUUGGAACGUCACUUAACUGUCCUUAUAUUCAAAUAUAUUUGGUUUAAUUAAACUGAUACACAGAACAUUGAGAAAGAUGAACCAUCAAAGACUUUCAACUUUUUUUUUUUUCUCCCAUUUUGUUUGGUAUGUUUGUUUGUUAAUAAAUUGUUCCUUUCAAAUACAGCUCUGCGGCAUCCCUGGUACCAUUUUUCAUAAUAUGUAAAGAAAUUCCAAUAUUUCUGAUUCACUUUCAUUUGUGUUUUGGUCAUUCAUUAAAAUCAUUUUCUCUGAGGAAAACCUUUCAAA